AUGGCGGAACUUAAUUCUGAAGAUAAGGAAGAUUUGAGGGUAAGUAAAAAAAGUGAAUUUCGCAAAAUAGCUACUAUUUUUCAAAGGUUCAAGCCAGCAUAUGGUUUAGGAUUACUUAGGAUCGCCAGAGUGAUCCCUUUAGGGUCUCCUCCGGGUCCUUGAAAGACCACUCUAGGGACUACUUGACCCACCACAUAGGGGGCACUAGAACUUGCAAAGUGGCCCCUUUAGGGGGAGGUGAAGUAUCUAGAAUUUCAUUCUGGGAAUAUCUUCAGUGACCACUAUAGAGGCUCGCCAAGGACUACUUGGAGAGGACACUAAAGUGGCCACUAAACCCACCUCUAUAGUGGCCACUAUUUUCCGAUCUAGUGGCCACUAUAGAGGUUCUCUAUUUAGUGGCCACUUCACUAGUUUUUCAUCCAGUAUUCCUUCCAGUAACUCUGAUAAUUUUAAAACAAACAGAUUGGACCAGUUAUGUUGAUCCAUUGACCCCUCAAGUGGCCACUAAGUGGUCUAUUAGUAACUUAGAACCUAUAGAGACCACUGAUUUUAAACCCCUUAAGUGGCCACUAAUUUGACUACUAUAGUGGCCACUAAAACGCUAAAACCCUAUAGUGGCCACUAAAAAGUUUCCCAGUUAUAGGUCUUUUUAGUUUUCAACACAUAAAACAAAGUUUACAAACCCCUGUAGGGACCACUUGAACUUCAGGGACUUCGGAGUCAGAUGCGAAUUCCCUAUAGGGACCACCUAGCUUUCACCCCUUUAGGGAUCACUUUUUUGCCCCUGUAUGAGCUGUUUUUUUUCUAAACUCUAUAGGGACCACUCCGGCGUUCUUAUACUUCAUUUUGCUUCAAUUUUAAUGUUUUGGUCGCGCUUGGAAUGGUUGUACAGUACCCCGGAAAUAGUCAAUUUUAGUUUAAUUGGCUACCCAAAGUUAAAGAUUUUCUAAUGAUUUUAAGAGUGAAUUUUGAGAUCCUCUUCAAAUUUAAUAUUUAACCUUUUGAGCCAUUCCAUCUUACUGUAGCCCGGUUACGGUAGGCCUGCGUAUCUAGGACGAGUUUUUUCUACACGAGUUGUAUAUCAAACGAUAGCAAAUCCAAUUUUAGGAACUUUUUCAGUAGAUACCAUCAUGGGUUACUGUAGAAUUUUUUCGAGAUACGGUACUUUUCAAGCAAACCCACAGCCUCCUGCGGCCUUUCCCCGUCAAUUUCGACUACCAUAACCUGGACGCCGACAAAUUAUUGUCGGCCUUUGGGAAAUAUGGUCGUUAUCAGGUGGAGAAUCGAUUUUUUCUUGAUUUAUUGAUUGAUUCAGAUGCUCACCCACGUGGUCACCAAUAGCGUACAAAUGCUUUUCGCCAUAAAUAUGAUGGUUAUGCCAUUUUUGACCGAAGCGCCCGAAUUCAAUUGUGUCAUCACUACUCCGGAAAACACAACCUGGGUAGGGAAAUUGAAAAAAAUUGAGAAUUUCGAGUAAUUUUUGGUGAAAAAUGACGAUUUUCUUCAGGAAUUUGGAUGAAAAAAAGUUUCUGAGCGAUUUUUUCAAAGUCUGAAUCGAAUUUCGAGCCCUCUUUUCUAAAAAUCGCACUUUAAGCUAGAAAAAUAAUUUUUUUAGAAGUAUAGAAACUUUCCUGAAGCUCUUAAAAAUCAAAAAUUAUUACCAAAAACGUUUUCAGGUGGUUUUUAUAACAUAAAAAGGCUUGAAAAUGCGAAAAAUGAACAAAAUCUAAAGUUUUAGGCCAGGAACAGUUUGCAAAAGGGAUUUUUUGGCUUUUAAAGCCCGCGAAAACUUUAAGUGGUCACUUUAGGGUUUUGAUAUUCAAUUAACCACUCUAGUGGUCGAAUUAGUGACCACUUAAGUGGCUAAAAUUUAGUGGUCACUUUAAAAGUCUAAGUGGCACUCCUAGACCACUAAAAACUACUAAAGUGGCCACUAAGACGCAAUAGUGGCUACUGGGAAGGUAGUUUUAGUGACCACUUUAGUAUUUUCUCCAAGUAGCCUUUGAGGAACCUCUUAAGUGGCCACUAGAGCCUUCCCAGUUGAUCAGUCUUUUGAAGUGGCCACUUCAGUGUGUUUUUACGUUUUAUUGGCUACUAUAGUGGUCGAAUUAGUGACCACUUGAGUGGCUAAAAUUUAGUGGCCUCUUAAGAAGCCUAAGCGGUACUCCGAGAUCACUAAAAACUACUAUAGUGACCCCUAAGACGCAAAAAGGGGCUAGAGGUAUUUUCAGUGGCCACUUUAGUGUCCCCUCUAGGUAGUCCUUGAAAACCUCUUAAUUGGCCACUAGCCCAGCCCCUCAAAUCAACAAGAAAAGCUUUUUCGCAUCGAGACCUUUUCAAAACUAGGCUAUGCGCCUUUAAAAUAAACAGAAAAUUUUCAGGUAUAUACAAAAAAUGACGAAUGCCACAUUAGGGACGGAAAUAAUUGGACACUUUCCUGUCCAAUGAUCCCAAAUGCAUAGUUAGUUCAUUUUAAGUUUAAUUAAAUAAAAAAAAAUUAUUUUUAGUUACAACUACACGGACAAAGAAGCGACUUUGACCGCCGAUUUUGAUUUAGUCUGCGAAAAUAGCGAAGCCGCGGAACAUGGAGCUUCUAUUUUUCUUCUUGGUUUGUCGAAAAUAGAUUUUUCUGAAGUUCAAGACGAUUUUUCGGGUUUGGACUCAUAGACGUAUUAAAUCUGCCAGCUUGGCGCAGAGGUAAAAGCCCUAGAAAUAAUGAAACGUAUCGAGAGUUCGGAUCCUCCCGACGAACUUUCUUUUUGCUUUUUUCCUAAUUUUGUCUUUUCUGCUAUUUCUAUACGUUCACGGCUUCAUCCUGCGGAUCAAACUAACUAGAACUCUAUAGGGGUCACUUCGCAAAUUUAAAAGCCCCCCUUAAGAGGAGGUGAAGUGGUCUCUAGAGGGACACUUUCAAAGGUCACUAAGUUUGUCACUGUAGGGAUCACUUUGGCGUUCCUAAACAGUGUGACUUUUGAGCUAACGUAGGAAAACCCCUAUAAGGGUCGAAAAAGUGGUCCCUGUAGGGGUUAAGGGUCUGACCCCAUAGUUCCUAAAGCUCAAGCCUAUAGGGGCGUCUCAAUUGCAUCCAAAAAUGCUUAUUUAUUCGACUAGCAUGUCCCCUAUAGGGGCCAUUUUCGCAAGCCCCCUAUGUGAGGGGGUAAAGUAGUCCCUAGAGGGGACCCUCAAAAGCCUUUCAAGGUUGCCCCUAGAGGGAUCACUCUGGAGUUCCUAAGAAGUUUUAGAAAUUUCCAGAAAAUCGAAAUCUUUGAAAAUAGCCUUUUUUAAUUUUGUAUUUUGAAAGUUUCCUCAUUCUCCACGAAUUCCCCCUUCAGGCGGUCUUCUGAUGGAACCGAUCAUUACCCAACUUUCGGACCUUUUCGGCCGUCGGAUGACAUUUUUGAUCCCCCUCUACAUCGCCGUCGUCAGCAACAUCAUCUGUGCGAUCUCCCCGACCUAUACCGUAUUUUUGGCCUUCCGCUUCAUUUCCGGAGCCGCCAGCAUGGUUCGGAACAUCAUUUCGAGGAGAAAAAGUGACUUUGAAAAUGCAGAGUUUCAACGCGAUCAGCAGCGUUCUGUGCAUGGAGACGGUGGCGCUGGAAUUUCGGUCCUUGACCCCGCUUGUCGGGAACUUUUUCUGGGUCGCUGGGUUGGUUCUGGAACAUUUUGAACCUCUAAAAGUACCAAAUUCUACAGUAAACCUCAAAAAAAUCUAUAUAAUUUUAAUCUUUCCGUGUCGUCAGAGAAGGAGAAAGAUAACUGAAUUCUGGAGGGUCAGAGAUAAUUUUGAAUUUCUUUGAGCACGGCAUAGAUAUUUUAACAAGUUAGCGGUCUUCUAAGGGGCCCCUAAAGUGCCUUCUUACCUUUCAAGUGACCCCUAUAGUGUUUUUUUUAGAAAAAAAAAUAUUUUUGAAGAUUUUUUGGUUCAGAUACAUGCUGGCCGGAGUUUUCCGAAUUUUCAUCAGUCGCUGGAGAGUUCUCUACUUUGCAAUCUCCAUCUUAGGAGCUCUUACUGUCCCACUUUUCUGGUGAGUUCGAAGAAAAAGAGCAACGAUGGGCUUGGGCAAGGUUGCUCCAUGGCUAAAUUCAGAAAAAAGCUUUUUUUUCAUUCAAAAAGCGCCCCAUGGCUAAUUUGAAGCAGAAAAAGAGCUCAAAAUCAAAAGUGAAAAAAUAGCCGCGAAAAUUUUUGGGUUGAGAAAGUUCGCCCCAAUGCUAAAGUGAGGUGAGAGAGUACAGAAAAUGAAAAGAAAAGCCGUAGAAAAAAUUUUCGGACUUGAGAAAAAAUAGCCGCAAAAAAAAAGUGAAAUUGCGCUCCGUGGCUAAUUUAAUGCAGAAAAAGAGCUCGAAAUCGAAAGUGAAAAAAUAGCCGCGAAAAGAUUUGUGUUGAGACAAAUUUGCUCCAAUGCUAAAAAGAGGUAAGAGAGAACAGAAAAUGAGAAGAAAAGUCGUAGGAAAAAAAUUUUUGGGCUUGUGAAAAAAUAGCCGCGAACAUAAGUGAAAGUGCGCUCCAUGGCUAACUUGCAAGCUCUGGCCCCAAAAAAGCUAGAAAUCUACUUUUUGCGUCUCUAAAUUAGCCAUGGGGCGCACUUAAGAUGUUCGACAGAAGAUCUUGUCAAAAUCCAGAAAUUCCAGGCUGGUCCCAGAAUCGCCUCAUUGGCUCAUCACUCAAAAGAGAAACAAGCAAAUUCGAAGGUUUCCAGAACUUUUUUCAGAGGAUUUUAUUAAAGUUCAGGUAUAUUCUGAAGUCCUCGAAGUUCAAUCGGACCGACGUCUCCUUGGAUAUGUGCAAAACGGAUGACGUCAGCGUCGAGGAGUCGCUUCUCGAUGAACCGACUAGAAAAAGGAAACGUAGGACCGCCCUGGAUAUCUUCACCAAUGGCGUGCUUCUCGUUCAUCUCCUCGUCAAUUCCUACAUUUUGUGAGUUUUGGAAUGGAUCCGCAUGCGGCGCCGCUGCGUAGCGGUUUGGAAGGAAUCUAGUUUCUCUGCGCUCUCUCGUUUUUGCGCGCUUUUUCGGGCAUGUUCUAAAACACGAGCGGUUGUGGGGCACGAGCGGCACGACCGUUACUAAAUCACGAGCGGUUUCAUCUUCGCUCCUUCGCGAACGCUUCUAAAUCACGAGCGUUUUUUUGGCUUAUCGUUCUGUUCGAGCGUUUCUAAACCGCGAGCGUUUCAUUUUAAUCAUUUUUCUUUAUUACCAUCCAAGUGUGUUUUUUUCAUAUUUCUACCUUCUUUUUUUCUCCUUGAAUAAAAAAAUUUUUGACGAUCUUAUAUGCACAUUUUUUUUCGCUCAAUUUGUUGAUUGAUUCACAUUUGAGGUUCAUAUAAUGGAUUUUUUUCUAAGUUUUUUUGCGGUCUCUAUAAUUUCAUAGAUUCUGCGUAUGGCAAAUUUUUUUCUAAUAAUUUCAUCUGAUUUUCAUAUUCAAUAUUUCACAGAUUUUGCGUAUGAUAAACUAAUAUUUCACAGACGUCUCGCAUGAAAGUCAAUAUUUCUCAAAUUUUGCGUAUAGCAAAUUUUUUUUUCUAAUACUUUCUCUCAAAAUUUUUCUGGUAAUAGAAUCUCAUAUUCGAAUUGAUGCCAUUCAUAUUUUAUUCUCCUCUUACCCGCUAGAAUAUUGACUUUCAUGCGAGACAUCUGUGAAAUAUUAGUUUAUCAUACGCAAAAUCUGUGAAAUAUUGAAUAUGAAAAUCAGAUGAAAUUAUUAGAAAAAAAAUUUGCCAUACGCAGAAUCUGUGAAAUUAUAGAGACCGCAAAAAAACUUAGAAAAAAUCCAUUAUAUGAACCUCAAAUGUGAAUCAAUCAACAAAUUGAGCGAAAAAAUGUGCAUAUAAGAUCGUCAAAAUUUUUAUUCAAGGAGAAAAAGAAGGUAGAAAUAUGAAAAAAACACACUUGGAUGGUAAUAAAGAAAAUGAUUAAAAUGAAACGCUCGCGGUUUAGAAACGCUCGUGAUUUAGAAGCGUUCGCGAAGGAGCGAAAAUGAAACCGCUCGUGAUUUAGUAACGGUCGUGCCGCUCGUGCCCCACAACCGCUCGUGUUUUAGAACAUGCCGCUUUUUCGUCACUUCGCUGAGAGAUAGGACACGCAGACAUUGAGAGCAUUAGAGGAGGUAGGCAGAGCUUGUUCAAAACUUCGCCCGACCAUCCGCGACUUGCGCUUUUCUCCAUAUUUCCGCAUUUUGAAGUUGUUCCUUUGAGACUACAAGGUUUCUCUAACUCCCUCCACAUUUCCUCUUGUCUCUCGCAUUUGAACAAUUCUCUAAUGCUCUCCAAACCUCCCAUUGUCUCUCGCAUUUGGAAAUUUCUCUAACCUUCUCCACACUUCCUGUUAUCUCUCGCAUUUGGAAAUUUCUCUAACUCUCUCCACACUUCCUGUUAUCUCUCGCAUUUGGAAAUUUCUCUAACUCUCUCCACACUUCCUGUUAUCUCUCGCAUUUGGUUAUUUCUCUAAUGCUCUCCAAACCUCCUAUAGUCUCUCGCAUUUGGAUAUUUCUCUAAUGCUCUCCAAACUUCCUGUUAUCUCUCGCAUUUGGAAAUUUCUCUAAUUGUCUCCACACUUCCUGUUGUCUCUCGCUUUUGACUUGGUACAAUCGGUCCAACGCAAAGUUUGAAAUCGCUUGACGGAUCUUCUCUGCGCCCUCCUCAUCUCUCGACGCCUCUCUCAUGUUUACGUGCUAUUUCCAUCGCCGGUGAGGAAACAGAGAGACGCAGACACGCGAGCGUACCCUCCUACUUUUGCAUGCUAUUAUUUUUCGAGCUCUCUAACGCUCUCUCUCUCUCUCUGCUUCCUGUUGUCUCUAGGCCUUGGCGAAGUCGGGAGGGUCGGGCACAAAGGUUAAAGUCGUGAAAAAUUCAGAAAAGUGAGCUUUUGGCUUGUGACAAAACACUGCACGUCUAAACCUCUCGUUUUCGAACGCUAUUUCCUUUAGAAAAGCUCUGCGCGUCUAAAAAUCUCGUUUUAGAACUCUAUUUUCUCGAGAAAAGCUCUGCGCGUCUAAACCUCUCGUUCUUAAACACUAUUUCCUCAAGAGAAGCUCUGCGCGUCUAAUCCUCUCGUUUUGGAAUACUCUUUUCUCAAGCAAAGCUCUGCGCGUCUAAAAAUCUCGUUUUAGAACUCUAUUUUCUCGAGAAAAGCUCUGCGCGUCUAAACCUCUCGUUCUUAAACACUAUUUCCUCAAGAGAAGCUCUGCGCGUCUAAUCCUCUCGUUUUGGAAUACUCUUUUCUCAAGCAAAGCUCUGCGCGUCUAAAAAUCUCGUUUUAGAACUCUAUUUUCUCGAGAAAAGCUCUGCGCGUCUAAACCUCUCGUUCUUAAACACUAUUUCCUCAAGAGAAGCUCUGCGCGUCUAAUCCUCUCGUUUUGGAAUACUCUUUUCUCAAGCAAAGCUCUGCGCGUCUAAACCUCUCGUUCUUAUACACUAUUUCCUCAAGAGAAGCUCUGCGCGUCUAAUCCUCUCGUUUUGGAAUACUCUUUUCUCAAGCAAAGCUCUGCGCGUCUAAACCUCUCCUUUUCAAACACUAUUUUCUCAAGAAAAGCUCUACGUGUCUAAACCUCUCGUUUUUGAACGCUAUUUUUUUAAGCGAACCAUGAAUGAACUAUGGACCUUUAAACGCUAAAAACCUCCUAUUUUGAGGAUUAUACUGAACGGAACUUACUGGGCUCUGUCACUCUUCUCAACCGAACUCAGCGAAGACAAAUGGACCGGAUUUUUCCUGUCCGGCCUUGUCGAAAUCCCGGCGGCUUUGCUUUCCGUUUAUCUUCUGGUUUGUUCAUUUUAUCGAUUUUCUCGAAAAAUAGGAUUUUUCAGGUGAAAUUGAACCGCCGGACAGUUUCCAUAGUCUCACUGGCCCUUCAGUCGGUUUGCAUGCUCAUGGCUCUGUAUGCGCCAGGUUUUCGACCGCAUUUGGAAUGGCUCAAGCGUCGCGGUCGCGUUGCGGUUCUAGAGUUUUCGCGUGUCUGCGUCUCUUUGUUCCCUCACAGGAGAGAAAAAUGAAAAUAGCAUGAGAGACGAGGAGGGCGCAGAGAAAAACAGCAGUCCCAAGUCGCCUAUAACACACGCGAAGUCGCUCAAGGUCGGGCGCAGUUUUAGAAAGAGUACUGAAUUCAAUCAUCAGGACGCAACGCGACCGCGUCGCGUCGAGCCAUUCCCAUAAGGACUAUUUUCAUUCAAUUUUUUCCAGUUCCCGAACACGUCAAAAUUGUAUUCCCGUUACUGGCUAAACUUUUCAAUGCGAUGGCUUGGAACUCUCAACAGUUGCUCUACAGCGAGGUAUAAAAAUCACUUUAGUGAACCCUUCAGAGGUGCCUUGAAGGCUUAGAAGUUUUGAUCAGGCUUGGAAAACUUAAGGGACUACUUGAGAGGUUCCUGAAGGUCUCUUUCGGAUCCUAAGGGCCGCUUAAGAGGUUUUAGCCAACCGAGAGGGCACUAAAGUGGCCACUUCAACUUUUCCUAGGACUUUUAACUGCAAAUGAGCGCUUAACGCGCAUCGAGUUCUGAAAAAGGUUGAAUUAUCUCAUUAGAUUCCUAGUGGCCACUUAAGAGGUUAUCGGGCGUGGCCUGUCUGCGUUCUCUAUCAACCAUACACUGUCUCUACUUCGAGGGGACACUAAAGGGACCACUGAGGGGUCUUUAAGGCUGGGAAAACUCUAGGGGCUACUUAAGAGGUUUCGCAAGGUCUCAUUCGUAUCCUAGGGAUCCCUUAAAAGGUUUUAGCCAAUCUAGAAGUCACUAGAGGGACCACUAAAACUUCCUCCCAGGGUCUCUUACUAAAUUCACUCGUCACGGUAGAACUGUGAGUUAUGAAGAAGGUUAAAUGAUCUUGUGAGUUUCCUAGUGGCCACUUAAGAGAUUAUCGGACGAAAAGGGGCGUGGCCUCUCUGCGCUCUCCACAAACCAGUCACUAUCUCAUUUUCAUUCGUGUCAAGACCCAUUUUUGAUGCUUGAGCUAGCCUUGAAUCAGUUAUGUGAAAAAAUGGAAAAAUUGAAGUUUUUUAUCAAAAAGUGAAGGCUCUUGAAGAGGAUUUUUUGCAGUUUUUUCGAAUUUUUAAAAUUUUCAAGUCACAAAGUUUCAAGCUUUUCACAUUUUUCGACUUUUUAGAGCACCCCGACCUCGAUUCGGAACGUUUUCUGCGGAAUUCUGGAAUUUGUUGGAGAUAUUGGUGGCGUCCUUGCUCCAUAUGUUAAGCGUUUGGUAUGAAAAAAAUCGUAAAAGUUCAGUUAUCGAUUUUUUUUUCAGGAAUCCGUGAAUCCUAAUGCUCCGACAUUGAUGAUCGCGAUCAUGUCGAUGAUCGGCGCCUCAGUUGUAUUCGUCCUCCCGGAAACCAAGAACAAGGUAAAAUAAUGACCUUUGGUCGCAUUUGGAAUGGCUUAUUUGGAAAAAGCGAGCUCAAAUUUGAAAGAAAAAGCUAUAAAACGGUUGCGAAAAAGCGACUUUUCGAUAAAAAUCCUUUCAAAAUAGCUUGAGCCAUUCCCCAUUACUGUAGCUGGGUUACGGUAGGCAGACCUGUGCAUCAAAGUAUUGUAGAGUUAUUUAGUUGAAAAAAACAGUGUUGAAAGCCGCAUUUUUGAAAUUCCAAUUUUCUUUCGAAAAAAAUCGAUUUAUUUAAUUUUCUAUAGUUUUUUUAGUGUUGCUAAUGGAUAGUUAAUAGUAUAAAAUGACCCGUUUUUUUGAAAAAUUUAACUUAAAUUUUCUUUUUUCACAGUCCGGUCAGAAAAAAAGUAGUUUAGUGAAGUUGAAUUUUGAAUUUUUUUUUCCCAAAUUUUUUUGAAAAAAAUUGAAACUUUUAGUUCAAUUUUUUUGAUGAAACUUGAGGAAAUGACACUGAGUUUCCUAAUUUCUUGACGAUAUUACUAUAUUUUAACUGUACAAAGGCUUUUUCAUCGUUUUGAAACUCUUAAUUCAUUCAUUUUUUAAGAAACUCCCCGACGACAUCGAUUCUCUCGACCCCGGACCGCUCCUCAAAGCAUUAGGCUGUACAAAUAAGACGGAAAAGAGUUCCGAUAGUGUAAGUUUCUUUUUUAGGCUUUAAAAUACAUCAAAGAGGUUUUUUUUCAGGUACUCACAGAGAAACCGGCUCCUUCAACUGAUUCUACGGGAACAACUGCUUAA
Molecule: messenger RNA, 10100 nt
Organism: Caenorhabditis auriculariae
Lineage: Eukaryota; Metazoa; Nematoda; Chromadorea; Rhabditida; Rhabditidae
Source: the annotation of a GenBank genome assembly